Gryllus bimaculatus (two-spotted cricket) is the source of this 663-nucleotide messenger RNA. Lineage: Eukaryota; Metazoa; Arthropoda; Insecta; Orthoptera; Gryllidae. The record is from the annotation of a GenBank genome assembly.
AUGUCAGAAAAUAUCACUGCAUCACAUUCUGAUAAUUAUCGUUGUCAGGAAAUGUGUGCGACAGGGGCCAAGAGAACAAAGCAGGGACUUUUUGGGGCGCGAGACCUCUGUUCCAUUCAUUCAUUGGCCGGCGACUGCGCUCUUCCGCCUCCAAGCGGCGUCUACAAAAGCUCGCGGUCCACAGGCCUCGUUCCAUUGCGGCCUCGCGGGAAGACCUUCCAACAGAGAACGCACAGCCUACUCUUGUGCGAGAGCAUAGGGCGUUCGUUGUGUUUUUACCCGAAAGUUACACCCGAGAGUCGUCCGAAAUUCUGCGGAAGCAAUUCUCCGUCAUGUGGAAUGGAAGCCGCACAUUCUGACGUUUCUUCUGACAGCGGACGUCGGCAACAGAUAUCUUGGCUGAGGCAUAAUUCACAGAGAAUGAAAUCUUUGGCCAACACGAAAAAAAUCUUCCUUCCACGCCCACAAGCGCGCACAGAUGUUCAAGGAAAAAAUAGUAUAGACAAGAAGCAAGUCAAUUCAAUGUUGAGUAGAGCUGACAAGUUCUAUUGCCGUUUCGGCCCCCACCAAGGAGCCGUUGCGUCUGCGCUUCGGGGGUCAGGGAGACUGCGGCGCAAAUGCAUUGGCAAACACGGCGCGCGCGGCCGCGCCUCGCGGGAGUGA